This is a messenger RNA of Magnolia sinica, 1434 nucleotides long. Its product is annotated as cullin-1-like. Gene Ontology annotation, cellular component: cullin-RING ubiquitin ligase complex. Lineage: Eukaryota; Viridiplantae; Streptophyta; Magnoliopsida; Magnoliales; Magnoliaceae. Gene Ontology annotation, biological process: ubiquitin-dependent protein catabolic process; protein ubiquitination. Gene Ontology annotation, molecular function: ubiquitin protein ligase binding. The transcript is spliced from 9 exons. The record is from RefSeq and is a predicted model, not a curated record. The coding region runs from base 301 to 1158 and encodes 285 amino acids.
UCGGCUCAUUUGAGCUUUGGAUACCGUUAUUUUUGGCAACAUGUCAUAAAAUGAACUCACAUGCUGGAUGGAUGGGGAGGAUUUUUCACAAACAUCACAGUGGCCCCACGUGGGUUCCCAGUGCAGGAACUUCCUGCCACAGGUUUUCGCAGUAAAUCCGCGUCCUAAUCCGCUCCCUGUUGCGGAAGAUUAUAAAUAUAAAAAAUACGUACGUUUUGAAUCCUUGCAUGCAGUAGGAAGCGAGAGAAACGAGAGAUAAGGAAAACAGAGAAAGAAAAACACUCCUAGGCAGCAAGGACCAUGGAUCCAUGGGAUAUCAUCAAAGAGAUCUUUGCAAAGGGAAAAGAAAUUAUGGUGGCAAACCCUGAGAUGAAAUUUACCAGCAAAGAGUAUAUGAGAUUUUACGGAUCCGUUUUUACAUUGUGCACAAAGCCCGGCAUUCACUUCGAAAGUCAGAUUGUUUUUGAUAAGUUUAAGGAAUUUAUGGAAGAGUGCAUCACUUAUAUGGUACUCCCGUCUUUAAAGGAGAAGCAUGAUGAUAAUAUGUUAAGAGAACUUGUGAAAAUGUGGUCAAAUUACCGAGUCAUGGUCAAAUGGCAAUCAAGAUUCUUUGGUUAUCUUGAUCGCUUCUAUGUUCCACGGACGAAGCAUGCUUCAAUUUAUGAGACUGGCAUUUGUUGUUUCCGUGAUCUGGUCUGCCGAGACUUAAAUGCUAAAUUCAGAGAUGCUGUUAUAUCCUUGAUUAAUCAAGAGCGCAAUGGGAGGCAGAUCGAUCAAGGCCUAGUAAAGAAUGUUCUGGAUUUCUUUGUGGAUAUUAGUAAAGGAUGUAGUUAUCCUAAGAAAAAUAUGGAUAUCUAUAAGGACUUUGAACUGGCAAUGCUUGAAGAUACCACUGCUUACUAUUCUCGAAAGGCUUCAGAAUGGAUUUCUGUGCAUUCCCUUAUGGAAUACAUGUUAAAGGUCGAGCAAUGCCUGAAUCAGGAAAGGGAGAGAGUUUCCCACUACUUGCAGCCUAGCAGCCAAGAGAAAUUACUAAAGGUUGUGGAACAGGAGUUGGUGGUUGUACCUGCAGCUGAAUUGCGUAAAAAGGUGCAGUCACAGGAGCAUGUCCUGCUCGAGGAGCUACUUCCACGCUGGGAGAGCCUAGCGCUUCAAUAGGCAAUUCUUGGAAGACCCAACUUGCAUGCAGAUGAUCUGAGCAUUCUCUUGUACAGACCAAGUUGAUAUCACUGGUAGUAGCUACAUAGGAAAAGGCACGUACAUAUGAGCCACCCAUAGCCUCUUUGAGGAUUGAAUGAUUGUGAAACUAUAAAACGGUGGAGAGUUGAGACUGCACAGUUUUUUGCAAAUGCUAUCAGUUUUCUUUGUUUAGGGGAUUGAUUUUUCUUGGUCUUUUGGCUUUUCUAAAUGAUACAGACGGUCUCUAUUGUAUUA